This is a messenger RNA of Thelazia callipaeda (thelaziosis nematode), 1851 nucleotides long. NCBI's taxonomy places the organism in Eukaryota, Metazoa, Nematoda, Chromadorea, Rhabditida, Thelaziidae. The record is from the annotation of a GenBank genome assembly.
AUGGGUGAUCGCGAUGUUGAAAAGUUGGUUCGAAAAUAUAUUGACAAGCGGGAUGACAGACUUGUAGAUAUUGUGGAACGAUGCUUACGGAAGGGUUAUGACUAUGAAAAAAUGAAGGAUCGUGUUGGUGAUCAUGUCCGAGAAACAACUGUGCGGAAACGUCUGGUCGAUGCACUUUCCGAAGCUUUUCCGCAAUUUGCUCGAAGGCGCAAACACCGCUUCGAAGAAGCCAAAGAUUUUAAAGAAAAUCGACCAGAAAAGAAGCCUAAAUUUGAGGAGCGGUCGCAAAGCAUUACCACUCAAGUUGCAUCUGUUAUUAAUGUGCCAGCUUCUUCCAAUGUACCUUACAUCAAAAUGGAACCAGCGAAGUCUGAGGAAAUCACGGAAGAAGCUAGUUUUUGCUUUUGUUUGGAGCUCAAAAGUAAAGAACUAAUGUAUCAAGCUCAAAUGGCAAUUGAAGAACGAAAGCGGCAGUUAAAUUUAACUGCAAAACCUGGAAUUGUUGCACAGGCUGUUAUCUCAAAAGCUUCAAAACUAAAUACAAAAGAAGCUAGCAUGUUUAUGAAUUAUUCAAUGGAAAAAAUAAACAGAGUUAAAGAGUUGAAGGAAAGGCUAGCUCAGCGAACAGCAACAAUGUCGCAGAUUACAAGUAAUGAUACCACAAAUGGUACGUUUGCAAAAACAAAGAAACCUGAAAGUGAUGCAGAGCCAAAAGUUAUUGAAUAUGUGGAUCCUCGCAUUAGUUUGAAAUCAGCUCAACGAAAGCAGCGUGCUAUUGUUUUUCGAGAAAAAGGCGAAUUUGAGAAAUUAGCUCAACGUGAGCGAGCUAAAGCCCGCUUGUCAAUCUUGCAAGCUGAAAUAACUCAAAUUGCUAAAAAGACUGGAAUGUCUUCGUCAGUCAAAUUAGCUAUGCUCACUCCAUCAUCCUCAACGGUGAGUGAUGUUCCGGUAGUAGAAUGGUGGGAUGAAGUGGUGUUAGGUGGUGGUUAUGAAAUGAUUCCAAAUGAAAAUCUGGAUUCAGAUAGCAAGUAUGUGAAGACGGUGACGAAUUUGGUGGAACACCCAAUACAGUUAAAACCCCCAGAUGAGCCUCUUCAACCACAGUACCUUAAGGUCUAUUUAACAAGUCGAGAGCGAAAAAAGAUUCGACGACAAAACAGAAAAGAGGCACAAAAAGAACAGACUGAGAAGAUAAGACUGGGAUUAAUCAAAGCUCCAGAACCAAAGGUUAAAUUGUCAAAUCUGAUGCGGGUAUUGGGGUCAGAUGCCGUUCAGGAUCCGACUAAAGUCGAAGCUCAUGUGCGGAAGCAAGUGGCUGAAAGGCAGCGUAAACAUGAAACUGCAAAUCAACAAAGAAAGCUCACGAAAGAGCAACGAUCGGAGAAGAAAAUUCGGAAAAUUAAAGAAGACACAUCAUUGGCCGUACAUGUAGCUUUGUAUAAAGUAAAAUCGCUUGUUCAUCCAGCUAAGAAGUUUAAAGUCGAGAUGAAUGCCAAGCAACUUCAUAUGACUGGUUUGAUUCUUCUCCACAAUAACAUCAAUCUUGUUAUUGUUGAAGGCGGUCCGAAGCAACAAAAAGCAUUCAAAAAUUUAAUGUUGAAUCGAAUUAAAUGGAGUGAUGAAAUAAUUGGUCAGAAAAAGGAAGCUGAAAAUAAAGAUACUCCGGGUGAAAGAAAUGAUUGCACCUUGAUCUGGGAGGGUAUCGAUAAGCAACGAAAUUUCGGUGAAGUGAAGUGUAUGUUGGCUACAUUAGAAAAGCAAGCAAGAGAAAUUUUGGAGAAACAUGGAGUUGCUCAUUUCUGGGAUCUCGCUUAUAGUACUUCACUUCUGGCUGAUGAAGCUGUCAUCUAG